Molecule: messenger RNA, 1234 nt
Organism: Juglans microcarpa x Juglans regia
Lineage: Eukaryota; Viridiplantae; Streptophyta; Magnoliopsida; Fagales; Juglandaceae
Exons: 1
Coding region: 688-1002 (104 amino acids)
Source: RefSeq, a predicted model, not a curated record
CCGUAUUCCCUUUAUCCACGCUGUAUCUUUUAAGUUGCACUGUUGCACAUGUUUGUUUUCAUCUACCGUUUUAACUUCGAGUUCGUUCUACAACACCAAACUGAACCCAGUGCAGGAAAACAAAGCAAAGCAAAUGAGUUGCCCCCACCCACCAAAAACGCGUGUGCCCGACGCGUGUAUUGGGGGAGGUGGGGAGUCGAGGUUUUCCUUCUAGAUGGUUUCGGUGGUCCAUCGAUAUAAAUCAUUUUGCUUUCCUUUUGCAUCUAGAAGGGUGUGCUGGAUUAUUUUUAGCAUGCCUUCGGUUUUUUUUGGUCCUUCUAGAAAAGACUUCUGCCAGAUACUUUCAACCAGUUACUUUCUCCUUUAUGGAGGAGGUGCCUUGAAUUAAGUUAGAACUAGAAGAAGCGAAGCCCAUAGUGUCAAACAAGACAACCCACGUCCUCUCACUUCAGUUUUCCUGUUGAUAAGUGCCUGUGUCUCUCUUUUGUGUAUGUAUGUAUAGGAGGAGCACCAGUUUUUUGGGGGGUACCAAGUACCAACCCAUGCUUUCUUUUCUUUCCUAAACAUUAUGGACGUCAGAAAUCAUCUUGUGGAUGUCUCUUCUUUCUUUCUCUUUGAAGCCACCGGGACUCCCAAGAUAAUUGUGAUCCCGCCGCCGAAGGUGAUGUUGGCCACGUCGACAUUGCCAUGGCCGACGAUGAUGCAGAAUCGUGUAGCUAUGAUUUGUCCGAUGCUCCUAGAGAUAACGAGUUCGAUGAUUGUGAUCUUCAACCAUUUGUUCUUCAUGAAUCAUCUGACGACGAAGGCGACGACUGUGGACAUGAUGAGGAGGAGGAGGUCGAGGAAGAGGAGGGCCAUAGCUACCAAACAUGGAAUAGUGAACAUAAUUGGAAUCCGACAGGCAACCAGAAAUCGGGUGCUUCCGUCGAUUCAAGAAAAGAUCAGUUGAUGACAGAGGCGGAGAAGAGCAGGAGGUUCUGGGAGGCAUGCUUGGCUUCUUAAGUCUUUUGAGUUUAGUUUUCCCGAGUCUUUUUUCCAGUCUUUCGUACGUCUAGUUCAUGGUAUUCUUUCUUCUCUCUCUCUAGCUCUUGGUGGAUUUUUAAGGAGAAACGGCUAGGACAGGUAGGGGGCGGUGGUGGUUUGUUGAUCUAGAUUAGGUUUUAUUACAAUUGUACAUAACUUGUGCCAAUAGAUAGUUAGAUACGAUAACAUGAAUUGCCAUCUAGCAUUUUUA